CGUAGAGAGGCACGCUUUCGUGCGGGAGGUUGAAGUCCUCGCCUCCGUCCUCUCUCCUGGGUGCCUGGUUCGAGGGGAAGGGCCAGAGGUGGAGCCUCGGGCUGCGGCCUGACUGAGGCUCGGGCAGGCUCUGUUUCCCGGGCGGCGUCGGGGGCGCUCCCAAAAUGUCGCAGACGGCCAUGUCCGAGACCUACGAUUUCCUGUUUAAGUUUUUGGUCAUUGGAAACGCUGGAACUGGCAAAUCCUGUUUGCUUCAUCAGUUCAUUGAGAAGAAAUUCAAAGAUGACUCAAAUCAUACCAUAGGAGUGGAGUUUGGUUCAAAGAUAAUAAAUGUUGGAGGCAAAUAUGUAAAAUUACAGAUAUGGGAUACAGCUGGACAAGAACGGUUCAGAUCUGUAACACGAAGCUAUUACAGAGGUGCUGCAGGUGCUUUACUUGUUUAUGACAUCACCAGUCGAGAAACCUACAAUGCACUUACCAACUGGCUUACAGAUGCAAGGAUGUUAGCAAGUCAGAAUAUUGUAAUAAUAUUAUGUGGGAACAAAAAGGAUCUUGAUGGAGAUAGGGAAGUCACUUUCCUAGAAGCAUCCAGGUUUGCUCAAGAAAAUGAGUUGAUGUUUUUGGAAACAAGUGCAUUGACAGGGGAGAAUGUUGAAGAAGCCUUUGUACAAUGUGCAAGAAAGAUACUUAAUAAGAUUGAGUCAGGUGAACUGGAUCCUGAAAGGAUGGGCUCAGGAAUUCAGUAUGGAGAUGCUGCUUUGAGACAGCUAAGAUCUCCACGGAGAGCCCAGGCUCAGAGUGUUCAAGAAUGUGGCUGUUAAAAGCAAGCAACGGAGAAACUUCUUGUUUGUUUAUUUUUCAGCUGUCCAUUCAGAUGAUUAAUGAAAAACUGCCAUUGCUGCCAGGCUCUGCAUUUUUAAAACUCCUUUUUGAUUCAACAAAACAUACGGUAUUUUUUAAAAAAAAGUACAGUGGAAUGGCAGAGCGAGACUGCAAAAAAGAACGUUUGGUAAUACAGUGGACAAUACUGAGACUUAUACCUGUACGUAAAUAUUUUCUGUUACAUCUUUGUGUUUCUUAUUGUUACUUAAAAACACUGGUGUAUCACGUGUAUAUACAAUGUUGUCAUUAAAUUUCCAAAGCAUGAUAUACUGACAUGAUAUUGCACUAACACUGGUUUUUGUUUUUUUUUAAAUGAGCUAAAAUUUUAACUCUGGUAGGCAUUAUCAUGUUUCAGGGUGUUUUUUUUUUCUUUACAAAAGCUUCUAUUUAUGAGUUGACAUUGAAAGCUACUGGCAUUGACUGCCAGUGUUUUAUUUGCCACUUUCUACAGGGGCUUACGUGAACUAUUUUUUGAAAACUGUUAGGUCAUAUGUUUACUAAUCUGCAUACUGAAAAGAUUUUUUUUUUACUGAAGCAUAAUUGUUCUUGUUUCUUGAAAUUCUUAAAUGUAUUACCACUUUGUCAAAUGUAAGCUAUAAAUACAAUUGUGAACUCAGAGCUUGCUGCUGUCUGAACUUCACUGGGGAAAUUAUUUUUUUCUACAUUUUAGACUAACUAAGAAUUGUAGUUUCAAGUGAAAAGAUAAUGCCUACUUGUUUUGCCACUCCAGAGAAGUGUUUGAAGUUGUCAAUCACCAUUAUUUGAUUUUUUAAAAAUUUAAAUCAUUUCUAUACAUAAGUCUGUUCAGGUUAUACUCAGUUAAAAAAUAAUUUUUCACGAAAAAUAGGAUAGUUACCCCUGAGAGGGAAUUGCUUCAGUACUUAUGCCUCUUACAAACUGUAGGUUUGUGGAAGUUUAAUCUAGAAAUGCAACAUGGACUAGACAAAGUUAUCCAUUUAUGUACUAACCCUGCACAAAGCUCCACCUUCUCAUGCAAAUCUUUCUGUGCCGCUGUGAAAGAAAAACAUUUUGCUUUCAUAGUAGAGAAGUGGACAUUUCUUAGAAUCACCUGAAAAUAUGAAAUUUUGACUUUUCUGAAGGGGCUGUAAAAAUGGCCUCUUUGAAUAUUCCUGUCAUAUCUGAAGAGCAACAUUUCUGGUUUUGAGAACUGAAACAGCAUAUGAGAUUUCUGGGUAACUGAAGGUUUUGGUGUGUUUGAGCAAGGAAGAAAGUUCUGUUGGUUCUAUAUCAUCAACUAAAAAAGCAGCCUUUCAGCUGCCUCAUACCUGAAAGAAUGUAGAUGUUAAUAUUGAUGUCAGCUAAAAAUCUUACUGCCUUAGAGCCAAAAUGGAUGAAUCCACAUGGACAUUCUUUGUAUGGAUAUUUGAAAUGCAGCCAUAAUGAGGCGGUGAGUGUGAUUAAUGCUGUGGGUCAUUUUCAGUGGUUGCUGGUUAGCCAACAAGGAAAGAUUUAAGCACUUUUCACUUAUCAGCUGUUUUGUUUGAAAUUUAUUUAAUAGAAAUAUUAGUAUGUUGCUUUCCCAUCCUCAUACCAUCCAGGGCAUUUUAUAACAAAAAACAACUUGAAAAAAACUCUUAGUGAAAGUCCUAAAAACUCCAUUCCAUUGCUAUGAAAUAUUUCAAGAGCUGCAACGUCUAGCAGCCAGAUGUUAAGUCUAAAGUGGAUAUUAAAUACUUUAAUCAUUAUGGUUAUUGUUAUAAAACAGUACAGGAAAAUUAAACUGAGUACCAAAAUAAUAGGCAUAAUUAGGCAGAUUUUGCCUGGUACCUAAAAUAAAAUAAAAGUAGCAUUAAAUUGAUCCCUGUUAGGAAUAAGUUCCAUAAUCAGUAUGCAUCCAUAGCACAGAUCACCCAGUAACCUUCUGGUUUAUAAUUUAAGGCAUUAUUCAGAUGAAACGUUCAAAUAUACCUUUACUUGUAGAGAGAUUUGUACCUGUCCAUCAAAUUUAUAGUCCCUUUGUGGUUGCAGUUCAGUAACAUAGCUCCCGGGAGCUCAUGAUUUUUUAAUGGGCAUCUGGGUGAAUUUGGUUUUGAUCUUUGUGGUCAAGCUGAAUUGAUUAUACAGGUUACAAACAAGUUAGUCACUAGAGCAGCCUUUCUCAACCUUUUAAUCCUGGAGGAACCCCUGAAAUAUUUUUCAGGCCUCGGGGAACCCCUGCACAUUCAGGCUCAAAUAUAGGCCACAAGUUACAAAAGUAAUAUAUUUGUUUCAUGGGUAGGCCUGUAUAUAUGCAUUAACAGUGUUCUUAAACUAAAGAAUGAAACUGACCUCUUUAAUGUGAAGUUGCCUGAAUUUGAAAUAAUUUUUUAAAUCGUGAUCUCCCCAGGAACGCCUAGUGACCUCUCACAGAAUCUUAGGGUUCCUUAGAACCCUGGUUGAGAAACCCUGCACUAGAGUAUAAAAUGGCUGUUAUAGUGCUUUGAGAUAAAUGGGAAUCUUCACUUGUAGCGAUUCAUUUUUCAAAAAAUUAAUGUCAGCAAGAGUAAAGUGUGCUGAUGUAAGAAAAAUAAUUCACAUCACAAGAGUAUGUUCCUCUGGAACAAAACUUGAAUUCUGGCACUUACCAAUUUAAAGAAACAAAAGCAAAAUUUACUAGCAUGCAGUAUCUGUAUUGAUGUAUAUUUAGUUCAUAGCAUGAGUUCAUACAGCAUGGAUGUUUUAAAUGGCUUUCAGGAAGCACUUUUUGUCUCCCCUUUUUAUUGUGGAUUUGCUAAUGCUACAGUUCCUAAUGUAAAAAAAGAAGAAUCCAAAGAAGAUUGGAAAUAGUCUCCAUCUAAGGGGAUCUCCUGAUCAGUCUAUUAUGUAUCAUGGGAAGUCCUCUCUUUCCCUCUUUAGAACUAUUGUAAAGCAACAUUGUGUUUUUAAAUUUCAGCGAAGUGCAGAACCAGGUCUUGGCUAUUCUGAAGUUGUUAUGGGCAUUCUUGUAGUCUUCCUACACAUUGCUGUUACACUUUUUUUCCUCUGAACAUUCACAUGCUGUAAUGUUUUUUUAAAACAUUAUGCAGAAUAAGUACAAUAAUGUUUUCUUUCAGUCUUAACGCUGGGUAGCCUAUGAAAUGAAACUCUUGCAAAGAGUGGGGGAAGAUAGUGAAAAUAGGACAAGAAGUGUUGAGGGUUCCUGUCAUUACUAUGCAGAAAUGAAUGUCCUUUCCUAUUGUUAGCAGUGUUUGUGAUGGAGACCUUGCAUCAUGGCUUAUACUCAUAUAGGGAUGCUGUGGGUGGGUGUUCCUUUCUUUCCUUUUUUUCCCCUCCCCCCUCCCCUACUUGCAAGUGCAGAAGCAGUCGUGAUGAUCUCUUACUCUUUUUUCCUCAGUUAAUUUAAUAAAUGACAUUUCACAAACUCUAAUGUUGCUUGCUUAGAUAAGAACUUCAGUUCCUUUGGGGCUAAAGUUAGCUUGGUACCACUAGCUGGCUACUUGCUGCAGUUCUGAAAGCACUGCUUCUUUUCGUAUUGAUAUGCUACAGACCUGCUUAUAUGGAAAUCAGCUAUACUUCUGCAAGUUAAUCUAAAUGCAGAGGUGAGAGGAAGCUCUAGGGCAAGGUACAAUAUGAUCCAUCCUUUUUCAUGCCCACAAAUUCUCCCUAAAUCCCUUCAUUUUUUUUCUUAUAACUAGAAUUUUUUUUUGUUUUAGACAGAGGAAGAAACUAGCUGGAUAAGGAUUAAAACUCCCAAUUAUCAGCUUUCCAUUGCAUAUGCUUUUCUUUCUUCCUUUGGAAAUUUUAUUUCUUUAGUUAGUUAGUUAAACAUUUUAUAUAGCCACCCAUCUUGAACCAAACUCUGGGUGACUCACAACCCAGAAAUAAAACUGUAUCUAUAUCUACAGUAAAAAAAAAAAUGUUAAACAAAGACCUGGCACCAGAGCUACACUUUCCCAUGCAGCCCACAACAAGUUCAUCCCACCAGCCUCACCCUAUCCCAGCACUUGGGGGAAAGGCCAGGUCUUAAGUGCUUUUUGGGAGGUUAAAGCGGUGGGGGCCUGCUGGACCUCUGGGGAAGGGUGUGCCAUAGAGCAGUGGCUGACACGGAAAAGGCACACUUCCUAGAUCCCGUAGAUUGGCGACAUUUAAGGGGAGGGACUAGGAGCAUGCCUGCCCAAUCCAAUCUGGUAGGAUGGGCAGAUGUGCUAAGGGAGAGGUGGUCCCCCAAAUAACCUGGUCCUGUGACAUAUAGGGCUUUAAGGGUAAUAACCAGCACCUUGAAUUGUACCCAGAAGGAAACUGGGAGCCAGACAAUAAAGUAUGGCAUUGAAAAAUCCUGUGCUUCCCUUGUAUAUAAUUCCCCACUCAAGAGUUUAAAAAUGGCAGUUGAAUUCAGCACCGAGUUUCACAUAUUGGAAUACUGUAGGUUUUUAAUGCAAUUCAAGGGUGCUGAAUUGCUACCUCUGUUAGCUUAGUUCCAGAAAUAGGAACUUCAGGAGUUUCAGCAUUGUUAUAUUUGAGCUCAAGACAGUAUGUACUUGGCAUUUGUGUCUAAAAAUAAAAGUGCAUUUACAUAGUAUACAUAAAAAAUGCAUGGUUCCUAAGCUAUAAAGAUUUUACUGUGCUGCUUAAUGUCAUUAGAGGAAUGUUACUCAAAAGAAAUACAAAGUUUUGUUUAAAUUUAUUAAUGUGGGCUUAUUUGGGGGAGGGUAUGGAUCAAGAAUUUUAUUUCCUAGCUAAUCAGGCUUUUCAUAUCUCCAUUGUGCAACACGUGCCUUCACUUGCUGUAACUGAACACUCGGUUAAAUUUUCCUGAAUUUAAUUCCUGUUUAGAGUACUUUCUCAAUAUGUAAAAAUGACAUGCUUUACUAUAUUUAUUGAACAGUCCCAUAUAGCAAUUGCAGAUUUCAAACCAUGACUUAAGUCAAAGGGCUUUGGCAAAACCUGACAACUAGGAAGACAAGUGCAAUACUGCAGACAAUGAUUCUGUGUCCUUUGCUAUAAUUACAUAGAAUGGAUCUGUUUUACCAAAGGUUUGUCCUUAUUAAUGUGAUUUCUAGAUACUAAUAUUUCAGCUUUCUUUUUUGUUAAUUCAGAAUCCAAUCUUAGAGUGGUUUUUUUUCCUUUAGUAGAACAAUCACAUCAGUUUCCUUGGGGAAUGCAAAAAAAAAUAAAGAGUGGUGGGUUUUUUUUGUUUUUUGGGCACCAUAGCAUGUUCCUGAAAACUGAAAAGGAGUUUUCUUUAAAAACUUUCAUACAACUUACUGUGUGUCUGUGGUUGGUCAGCCCAGCCACAAAAAGCAUGUGAACUGAUGAAUAAAUACAGCUUUAAUGGACUUUUUUCUGUCAUGUAGGAAGAAAAACAAUGCUAAAUUAAAAUUAGUACAUUGUUUUAUUUUAGAAGACAAAAGAGGUAACAUGAGAAUAUGGUACAAAUACUGAAUUCUAACCAAUAUAAUUUUCUCUUGGAAAGUAUUGGCAAUUUUGAUAAACUGCAUAUUGUCUAUUAAGUAUAAACUUUCUGAAUAUUAGAUUAUUAUUGAACUCAGCAUAUAGUGAAAACUCAAUACAAUGGACUUUGCAUGCAGUGAACCCCAUUUCCUUGGCAAUUUGUGUAAUCAUGUCAUCAUGCAAAUGAUGCAAUAUGCACCAUUUGCAUGUUAUGCAAUAUGCACUAUUUGCAUGUUAUGCAAAUGAUGUCAUUUGCAUUAUGACAAUUGAUACAAAAUAAAUACUGCAAUGAUAUACUUUGUGGGACAAGCUAAAUCAUCUGCUAACAUCUAUGCAUGCAGCCUAUUGUCAUUUGAAUGUGGAUCAUUGUUCCUAGUCUGAAAAUAAACAUGGAACCAUUUGAUGAAGA
Molecule: messenger RNA, 6682 nt
Organism: Candoia aspera
Lineage: Eukaryota; Metazoa; Chordata; Lepidosauria; Squamata; Candoiidae
Gene: RAB4A
Product: RAB4A, member RAS oncogene family
Exons: 8
Coding region: 165-821 (218 amino acids)
Biological process (GO): vesicle-mediated transport; regulation of endocytosis; Rab protein signal transduction
Cellular component (GO): insulin-responsive compartment; plasma membrane; postsynaptic recycling endosome
Molecular function (GO): GTPase activity; GTP binding
Source: RefSeq, a predicted model, not a curated record